GGUUCCCGCGGUGUUGGAGGCGGAGCUCCAGCUGCCUCGGAGCCGGCUGGGAGGAUCCACUUUGGGCCCCGAGCCGGCCCUCAGGCUGGGGUCGUGUCCGAUCUAAGCUAUCCUGGAAAAGGCUUUCCCUAUCCCGAGCUCGAGGCAUAGCCCGCAGACCUCCUUCGCGCGCCGCCUGGAGUUUGAUUCUGGCCCAGGCUGGCCAUCCCUUUGGUCGCCGGGUCUUCCCUUGGCGGUUACGGGGAACGGGACUCUAAGAUCCCUGGGUUCCGGGAGGAAGGAAGGGACUCGAGUGCGGGCCACCGGCCCCCUCAGUGUUUUGUUAUGAUGGGACCGCUUCAUUCCGGAGAAUGGGCCACACUAAGCCAGGAGUACAAAUGUCCAGGCUGCUCCUCGGUCCGGUCGGGAGCCUCUAUGCUUUAGUUCCGGGUGCGGGCUCCCUGAUGCUUGGGUGGGAAUUGCCUGAGUCUAGCCCCCAUCAAGGCGGAGUUGGCGGCUUUCCAGUUUCCCUCCUCCGUGCCCUUGAAAAGGAGGAGCGUUUUGCCCGGUGGCAGCCGCAGCUUGCGAGGUGGCAGGUUUGAGGUUGCAGUGGUGGGGCACUGCCAGCCAAAAAUAACCAUGGGUCGCUUGGGUGGCAGGAAUCCGGGAGGGCAGCCGCUGACCUGGCUGGCUGCUCUUCUUGUUAGCCCGGUUCUCUAGCCAGGAACAGCAAAUGAGAAGCCAGAGAGGCCUGUGCUCAGAGAAAAGCUGGCAUCCUUAGCUUAGUUUCAUUGGUCACAUUACCUUUUUCUUUACUGUGCAGAGCAGAGCUUCCCAAAGCAUAAUUGUGGUCCUUAAGUUUUAAAAAAAGCUUUUCUGCUGAGGUCUCAGGAAAUCAGGGAAUUUUCGAGAAGUAGGCUCAAAAGACCUGGCUGGGAGCAUGAUGUGGGCCACCUGGUAUUUCCCAUUUUUCACCUGCCUUGGAUGCGUUGCAAGGGAGAUGAUCUCUAUUACUGCCUAUGUGUGGUACUUCAUGGCCAAAAUACUUGGCCACCUUUGCCCAUCUAAAAGGUGUUAUCUUUAUUUUUCAGGCAUGACAACUGAGGUCUAGAGUGACUUGUAUAAGGCCACAGGGCCAGUAAGUGGCAGCACUGGGAUCAAGUUCAAGGUUUCCUGCCAAAACUUCCUACCCGGUCUCUUGGAAGGAAGGAAUUAUAAACUAAGGCAUUCAGCAUAUCCCUGAGUGUUAGCUGGCAUCGUCUCAGUGCUAAUGAAAGGCUGUCUUUAGUACUUCUUGUGGCCCAAACCUGUGCUAGGCUUUUACUUUAUAGGGCAGAUAUAUUUAAUUCUUACGGAGCCUGUAAGAGAUUAUUGUUCCCUUGUUUCAAGAGGAGGCUGAAGCUCAAAGUGGUUUAAUAACUUGCCCAAAGGCAAACAGUGAAGUGGUGGUGCUGUGGAUCAGGUUGGCUUUCAACUCUGAAGCUGUGACUUUCCACUCAAGUAGACAUAUGUGGUCAUAGAAUCCAUCUAGGUCCCAGAAGGAAAAUUUUGGCCUGCUGUAGAUUAGAUCACAUUACCACAUUCUCCAAAUAGGAUGCUUAGAGUGCUCCGUCUGCCUGGUGAAGAUGGGCAGGACCAUUUGCCUUUUGGGAAGAUGUGUGCCCUGGCCAGUAGGAUGUCUUUUGGGUCAAUUAGUGAGACGUGACAUACUGCUUUCAGGCCAUAGCUUGAGCACCUGUCAUAAGAUAAUGGGGGUGGGGGUGGGAACAUUCAGAUGAUUGUGAAAACAAGUCUUCUGAUUUUAUAUAGUGUUUAUCACCAAGGAUUUCUGGUUCCCUAGACUUUUCAGAUGGUGGGUUGUUAGUGGGAAGAUAGAUGGCAGUGCCUUUCUUAGGGUUCCCAGAGGCUCCCAGAGGUUUAGAUAAAUUGCCUCCCUAUCCUGCUCAUACACAAGUACCUGUUUCAUCUUUGGACUGUGCUGGUGAGAUGGAGCAGCCUUGAUGGAUUUGUUUAAAAGAUGCAUCACUGUAAGCGAUACCGUUCCCCAGAGCCAGACCCAUACCUGAGCUACCGCUGGAAGAGGAGGCGGUCUUACAGUCGGGAGCAUGAAGGUCGACUACGAUACCCAUCCCGAAGGGAGCCUCCCCCACGGAGAUCAAGGUCCAGAAGCCAUGAUCGUAUACCCUACCAGAGGAGGUACCGGGAACACCGUGACAGCGAUACAUAUCGGUGUGAAGAGCGGAGCCCAUCCUUUGGAGAGGACUGCUAUGGGUCUUCACGUUCUCGACAUCGGAGGCAGUCCACGAGAGAGGGGCCGUGCCCGUACCAUAAACAUGCCCACCACUGUCACAAGCGUCGUACCAGGUCUUGUGGCGCCUCCUCGAGAAGCCAACAGAGCAGUAAGCGCAGCAGCCGGAGUGUGGAAGAUGACAAGGAGGGCCACCUGGUGUGCCGGAUCGGCGAUUGGCUCCAAGAGCGAUAUGAGAUCGUGGGGAACCUGGGUGAAGGCACCUUUGGCAAGGUGGUGGAGUGCUUGGACCAUGCCAGAGGGAAGUCACAGGUUGCCCUGAAGAUCAUCCGUAAUGUGGGCAAGUACCGGGAAGCUGCUCGUCUAGAAAUUAAUGUUCUCAAGAAAAUCAAGGAGAAAGACAAAGAAAAUAAGUUCCUUUGUGUCCUGAUGUCUGACUGGUUCAACUUCCAUGGUCAUAUGUGCAUCGCCUUUGAGCUCCUGGGCAAGAACACCUUUGAGUUCCUGAAGGAGAACAACUUCCAGCCUUAUCCCCUACCACAUGUCCGGCACAUGGCCUACCAGCUCUGUCAUGCCCUUAGAUUUCUACAUGAGAACCAGCUGACCCACACAGACUUGAAGCCAGAGAACAUCUUGUUUGUGAAUUCUGAGUUUGAAACCCUCUACAAUGAGCACAAGAGCUGCGAGGAGAAGUCAGUGAAGAACACCAGCAUCCGAGUGGCAGACUUUGGCAGUGCCACAUUUGAUCAUGAACAUCAUACCACCAUUGUCGCCACCCGGCACUACCGCCCACCUGAGGUGAUCCUUGAGCUGGGCUGGGCACAGCCCUGUGAUGUCUGGAGUAUCGGCUGCAUUCUCUUUGAGUACUACCGUGGCUUUACACUCUUCCAGACCCAUGAAAACAGAGAACACUUGGUUAUGAUGGAGAAGAUCCUAGGACCCAUCCCAUCACACAUGAUCCACCGUACCAGGAAGCAGAAGUAUUUCUACAAAGGGGGCCUGGUUUGGGAUGAGAACAGCUCUGACGGGCGGUAUGUGAAGGAGAACUGCAAACCUCUGAAGAGUUACAUGCUCCAGGACUCCCUGGAGCAUGUGCAGCUGUUUGACCUGAUGAGGAGGAUGUUAGAGUUCGACCCUGCUCAGCGCAUCACACUGGCAGAAGCUUUGCUGCACCCCUUCUUUGCUGGCCUGACCCCUGAGGAGCGGUCCUUCCACAGCAGCCGUAACCCCAGCAGAUGACAGGUGCAGGCCAGCACACGAAGAGUUGGAGAGCUGGACUGGGCUGCUGGCCCCUUUUCUCCAGCCUCUCCUACUGGCUUCAGAGCCAGAGCCACCGAUGAACAGUGCAAUGUGAAGGAAGGCAGGAACCUGCAAGGGAUGGGGGGUGUGGUGCCCAGCUGCCAGAAAGCACAGAUUGGACCCAAGCUAUUUAUAUGUUGUAAAGUUAUAAUAAAGUGUUUCUUACUGUUUGUAACCCCCUGGUACCAGUGUGUCCAUCUCCAGGCUCCUUGCCUUCUCCCCAUACUGACUGACUUACUAAUAAAGUCUUUCUUAGCAGCUCA
Molecule: messenger RNA, 3789 nt
Organism: Rattus rattus (black rat)
Lineage: Eukaryota; Metazoa; Chordata; Mammalia; Rodentia; Muridae
Gene: Clk3
Product: CDC like kinase 3
Exons: 13
Coding region: 1997-3466 (489 amino acids)
Biological process (GO): protein phosphorylation
Molecular function (GO): protein kinase activity; ATP binding
Source: RefSeq, a predicted model, not a curated record